Molecule: messenger RNA, 1203 nt
Organism: Panicum hallii
Lineage: Eukaryota; Viridiplantae; Streptophyta; Magnoliopsida; Poales; Poaceae
Product: sirohydrochlorin ferrochelatase, chloroplastic
Exons: 7
Coding region: 189-827 (212 amino acids)
Molecular function (GO): lyase activity
Source: RefSeq, a predicted model, not a curated record
AAGGUUUACAGCCCUCCUGGCUCCUGCACCAAAUUCUCUCUCACCUCUCUCUCUCUCUCUCUCUCUCUCGGCCUCCUUUCCAAGCGGCGACGACAGGGGAGUGGCGCCGCCCUUGCCAAUUCUUCGUCGGACGCUUCGCCGGCCGACAAGAGAAUCUCGGUGGUUUUAGCUGAACUCGCGCCCCUGCUAUGCACCCAGUUUCAGUCCCCUUGCAGCCUUUCACUGCAACUCCGGCAAGCUUACUUAUCCCAAGGAGCACAGCUGUGAGAAAUUCCAUCGAUUUUGGCGAGUUACGGAGAGCUGGAAGGUCUAGUGGAAACCUUGCUAUGAAUUCCAUACAGAAUCCUUCCCGUGGGUCAGAAACGCCCGGAAGUGAGGAUUUCAAUGUGGGGGAUAAGGAUGCCGUGGUCAUUGUCGACCAUGGUUCACGGCGCCAAGAAUCCAAUCUCAUGCUAAAUGACUUUGUCGAGAUGUUCAGGGCACGAACUGGUUAUAAGAUCGUUGAGCCUGCUCAUAUGGAGCUGGCUGAGCCGACUAUUAAGGAUGCUUUUGGAAAAUGUGUGCAACAAGGGGCAUCCCGUGUUAUUGUUAGUCCAUAUUUCCUUUCCCCUGGACGACACUGGAAACAAGAUAUCCCUACUUUAGCAGCAGAAGCAUCCAAGGAGCACUCAAAUAUACCCUAUAUUGUCACUGCCCCUCUUGGACUGCAUGAGCUUAUGGUGGAUAUCAUGAAUGAUCGCAUCAAGUACUGCCUGCUACAAGUUGCAGGUGAUGUCGAUGAGUGUACAGUAUGUGCUGGAACUGGAAAGUGCCGCCUCUACUCCUGAUGGUGAAUACCUUGGAGGCUGCGAGGCCACAAUUCUCUAUAUAUGAGUAUAUGACUGUCCAUACUGCAGCUUAGAAUCUGAAUAGCUGUGGCAGUGGCAUGCAGUUUUUUUUCUCUGUUUUACCAUUUACAAGGUCUGGGCCAAUAUUUUUCUCUUGUAAGAGAUCUGACGAGUGUAUAUCCAGGUCCCUUAUGUCCCGUGCAGCCAAAAUUACCAUUGUAAUACUGAUCUCGGCUUUGUACAUCUUGAAAUUCGGUAGUGUCCAUACUCUGAGCAGAUUGUCGAACUAGUCGGACAGGUGGACCAUGAAGAAAGAUUAUAGCUUCAUUAGUUAACAUUAUAUUAAAAACAACUACUGUGUUAUUUGCACAACGAA